Molecule: messenger RNA, 966 nt
Organism: Juglans microcarpa x Juglans regia
Lineage: Eukaryota; Viridiplantae; Streptophyta; Magnoliopsida; Fagales; Juglandaceae
Product: dynein light chain 1, cytoplasmic
Exons: 2
Coding region: 399-689 (96 amino acids)
Biological process (GO): microtubule-based process
Cellular component (GO): dynein complex
Molecular function (GO): dynein light intermediate chain binding; dynein intermediate chain binding
Source: RefSeq, a predicted model, not a curated record
CUUUGUCUGUCAUCGUUAUCCAAUUGAUCAUGGCCCUUGUAGCAGGGGAGAAGUUGAGAGAGAGAGAUCACGAUCCGCAUUGAACAAGGUUAAAUAAAUAGAAAAGGACAAAAAAAGAUGUACUCCGUGCCAGCUUAAAAUUGCAUCCUAAAGACUCCUUUACACUUGGAAGAUAGAUAGGUCUCUCGUUCCCUGGGUUCUUUAUCCUUUUAUUUAUUCGCAAAGCACAGCUCCGUUUCUUCUAUCAAUAUGUUUGGUACACUUUAGACCUCGCAAAACAUCUUGAGAUCGAGAGAAUCUUUCUGGGUUUCGAAGAUAAGAGCUACAUAAUUCAUAUCCUACCUGGGUUUUUUUUUUUUUUUUUUAGCUUUGAGAGAGAGAGGGAGAGAGGAGACAAGAUGUUGGAAGGAAAAGCUAUGGUGGAAGACACAGACAUGCCGGUGAAGAUGCAGAUCCAAGCAAUGGCUUCUGCUUCUCAAGCUUUGGAUCUCUACGAUGUCAUUGACUGCAGAUCCAUUGCUGCCCACAUAAAAAAGGAUUUUGACAAGAAGUUUGGGGGUGGAUGGCAGUGCGUGGUGGGUUCGAAUUUUGGGUGUUUCUUCACUCAUUCUAAAGGAACUUUCAUCUACUUUAAGCUGGAGACUCUCAAUUUCCUCAUCUUCAAAGGGGCUGCUUCCUCCUCUCCAUGAUAUGCUAAGGCAGUGCAAAUGCUUGGUUGUAUAAACAACGUUGGACAGAAAGGCCGAAGAUGAAAAAAAAGUGCACCAAACUUUUCCAUGUUCCUUUUUCUAGAAUGUUGUAAAAUAAUACGGAUAAAGAUAGAACAUGGGGGAUGAUUUUUGGAUUAUCCCGUCGUUGAGGGCCUUGUGGUGCUUGUUGGGGCAUUUCGUAAUGUCCCAUUAUUGUACAUAGCGUAGUUGUCAAUGAUGUUUAUCCUUUUUAUUUGAAAAUCUAUCCAUUUCCCAA